Messenger RNA from Macadamia integrifolia, 585 nucleotides. RefSeq names its product diaminopimelate epimerase, chloroplastic-like. The coding region runs from base 1 to 354 and encodes 117 amino acids. Gene Ontology annotation, molecular function: diaminopimelate epimerase activity. The transcript is spliced from 4 exons. Gene Ontology annotation, cellular component: cytosol. NCBI's taxonomy places the organism in Eukaryota, Viridiplantae, Streptophyta, Magnoliopsida, Proteales, Proteaceae. The record is from RefSeq and is a predicted model, not a curated record.
AUGCUUGUUUUUGGACAGAAUUUGCAGGUUGAUGAAUUAAAUUUGGCAGAAAUUGGUCCAAAAUUUGAGCUCCAUGAAAUGUUUCCUGCUCGAACUAACACAGAAUUUGUGCAAGUCUUUUCUCGUUCACACCUGAAAAUGCGUGUUUGGGAGCGUGGUGCUGGAGCAACGCUAGCUUGUGGAACUGGAGCUUGCGCAGUUGUGGUUGCAGCAGUUCUUGAGGACCGUUCUGAAAGGAGCUGCACGGUUGAUCUGCCUGGGGGACCUUUGGAAAUCCAUUGGAGUAAAGAAGACAAUCAUGUUUACAUGACUGGGCCUGCCGAGGUAGUGUUUUAUGGAUCUGUACCUCUUUGAUUUAAAUUCAGAUGAUUUCAAGGGUCACCUGGUGACAGCGAGGGAUGGUUUGACAAGGAUUUUGUAGAGCCAUAUAUUUACAUGCUAGCUCUAGGGUAGAGCUAGUCAAAUCUCAAAUCUUCAGUCUGUUCCCUAUAUGUAACAGCUUUACAACUCUAGUUUCUAUAGCAUAUUUCUGAAUAAUGACUGCGAUUGGUUAUAUUCUUGUUAUAGUGAUUAGUUUCACUGACA